UCAGUUUAAUCGACGGUGCUGUCAAAGUAGGCAGCUGUUUACGUUUUGUAUCGUUAUUUUGCGAUCGUUUUGCUAUAUUUUAUUGUUUUUAAAUUAACUAUUUUAAUAAACGGUUUUGAUAGUGAGAUAUAAUUGUGAUAAUUCAAGAUUUUUAAACCAUGUCAGAUGUCAAGAGGUGAAAUAAUUCUGUGUUUUGUGUUUUAACGUGUGAGUGACAGAUAUUAUAUUGUUUGGGAUUUGGCGUGAUAAACAUAAACGACCCAGCACGGCAUGCGCACACCGCCAGUGAUGCCACACUGCUGACGUCCCCACGAUGGUGCUGUCAUGGCGCUCGCUCGCCCUGCUGGCCGCGCUCGCCGCGUGCGCCGCGCUUCCGGAGCCGAUGUACCACAACCACUUCACGGUGCACGUGCCGGCGGGCAGGGAGCACGUGGACGAUAUAGCGAAGCGGCACGGCUAUGUGAAUCAUGGACAGAUUGGAGCACUGAAAGACUACUACUUAUUAUCUCACCACGAGGUUCACAAGCGGUCCACGGAACCGAACAUGGAGCAUCAUCGCAAGUUGACAGAAGAACCACAGGUGAGAUGGUUCGAACAGCAGCGCGAGAAGAAGCGAGUGAAGCGUGACUACAAGCCAUACGAGGGUCCGCUCUGGUCGCAGCUGUCGAGGCGGCUGCCCUCCCAUCGAACGAGGCAUCGCGCGAUCACACCGUCGCUCUUCCCUGAUCCGUUGUUUAGGGAGGAGUGGUAUUUGAAUGGUGGAGCAAAGGAUGGCUUAGAUAUGAACGUAGCACCGGCGUGGACUAAAGGUUACACAGGAAAAGGUGUAGUAGUAUCAAUUCUUGAUGACGGAAUUCAAACUAAUCAUCCUGAUCUCGCACAAAAUUACGAUGCCCUUGCUUCAACGGACAUAAACGGCAACGAUGAUGACCCCAUGCCUCAAGAUAAUGGUGAUAAUAAACACGGUACAAGAUGUGCUGGUGAAGUAGCUGCAGUGGCGUAUAACCAGUACUGUGGUGUUGGUGUAGCUUACAACGCGAGUAUAGGCGGUGUUCGAAUGUUGGACGGUGUGGUCAAUGAUGCAGUGGAAGCCAGAGCUCUAGGAUUGAAUCCCGAUCAUAUAGAUAUUUACAGUGCUUCAUGGGGGCCAGAGGAUGACGGUAAGACUGUUGAUGGUCCGGGGCCACUAGCUAGAAGAGCAUUCAUUUAUGGAGUCACAAGCGGUCGACGCGGAAAAGGUAGCAUUUUUGUUUGGGCAUCUGGUAAUGGAGGCAGACACACUGAUUCAUGUAAUUGCGAUGGAUAUACGAAUAGUAUAUUUACAUUGUCAAUAUCAAGUGCUACCCAAGGAGGUUAUAAACCAUGGUACUUAGAAGAAUGUUCGUCUACGCUAGCCACAACAUACAGUUCAGGGACACCUGGACACGAUAAAAGUGUAGCAACAGUUGACAUGGAUGGAAGAUUACGACCCGAUCAUAUUUGUACAGUAGAACAUACUGGAACAUCAGCUUCUGCACCGUUAGCAGCUGGUAUAUGUGCCUUAGCUUUAGAAGCCAAUCCAGACUUAACGUGGCGAGAUAUGCAAUAUUUAGUUGUAAUGACAUCAAGACCACAACCUUUGGAACGAGAAAAUGGAUGGAUUGUGAAUGGUGUAAAUAGAAAAGUUAGUCACAAGUUUGGUUAUGGAUUGAUGGAUGCAGCCGAGAUGGUUAAUUUAGCUGAACAGUGGAUAUCUGUGCCUCCUCAACACAUUUGUAAAUCUCAGGAAAUAAAUGAAGAUAAGCCCAUAGAGUCGACUCCUGACUACACUUUAACCGCACGCAUGGUGGUUAAUGGCUGUAGUGGAACAGUAAAUGAAGUCCGUUACUUGGAACACGUGCAGUGUAAGAUAUCAUUACGUUUCUUCCCAAGAGGUAACCUACGUAUAUUAUUGACUUCACCAUCGAAUACAACAUCUUCAUUAUUAUUUGAACGACCUCGUGAUGUAAUCAGUUCUAACUUUGAUGAUUGGCCCUUCUUAAGUGUCCAUUUCUGGGGCGAGCAAGCAGCGGGCACAUGGACUCUACAAAUAGUUAAUGCUGGUAAAAGACACGUAAACCAGCCAGGUAUACUUAAAAAGUGGCAAUUAGUAUUUUACGGAACAGCUGUAGAUCCCAUAAAGUUACGCUCGAAACGACCACCGCCUUUCGGUUUCUCAACAGCCGUCGAUGGCUACGAUUCUGUCGGGGAUUUUUUUUACAACACUGACGCGUUUACCAAUUACCAGAACUAUCCUACAUUAUUUGCUGCCGGAUCUGAUCCCGAAAAAGCAAUAGCCCGUCUAGACGGACACAACGUCCCUUCACCGCAUGGGGAAAGUGUCCUCGCUGAUAGUAAUGAUAAGCGCGUCAUGCAUGAUUGUGACCCCGAAUGCGAUUCCCAAGGCUGCUAUGGAAAAGGACCAACUCAAUGCGUCGCUUGCAAGCACUACAGGCUUGAUGACGCUUGCGUAUCUCGAUGCCCUCCAAGAAGUUACGCGAACCAGGGUGGAGUUUGCUGGCCGUGUCACGAAUCUUGUGAAACUUGUGUGGGACCCGGACAAGAUUCUUGUUUGACGUGUGCUCCAGCGCAUUUGUUAGUCGCUGAUUUAGCCGUCUGUUUACAACAGUGUCCUGACGGUUACUAUGAAGAUAGCGACACUUCUACAUGUCGACCGUGUGCCGUUCAUUGUUCGACAUGUUCAGAAAAGGCUGACGCGUGUACGUCGUGUGAACAUCAUCUUGUUUUGUAUAAUGGAACGUGCACAGCUUCUUGUCCGCCUUCGACUUAUGAGACGGAUGAUUAUAAUUGUGCCAAAUGUCACCCCACGUGUGAUACAUGUGUGGGGCCUGGACCAGCACAGUGCGUCACUUGCCAUCCAUCGAAUUACAUUUUAGAUGGCAGAUGUGUGAACGCAUGUCCGAGCGGUUAUUAUGCGGACAAGAAAAGGAAAGAAUGUCUCAAGUGCCCCGUCGGUUGCACGAAUUGUUUAAGCACUUUUUGCCUCAGUUGUGACACAAAUUGGGCACUGAAUAAAAAAGGCAAAUGUCUCCCAGUGGGCAAUGAUAGGUGUUCACCGAGAGAGUAUUCUGAUGGAAACAAAUGUCGCCCAUGCCACGAUGCCUGUGAAUCGUGUUAUGGUGAAAGCGAGAUGAAUUGUUUGACUUGCCCGUCGCCUAACCUUCUGCAGAAUUACAUUUGCGUCCCGGAAUGCGGGCACGGCUACUACGCAGAAGCAGGUCGCUGUGUGCGCUGCGUGCACGGCUGCUCGCGGUGCGCGUCGCGGCUCAACUGCACGGGCUGUGAGGGCGCGCUGCGGCUGCAGUCCGGCGCGUGUAGAACCGCUUGCGCUGAUGGGUACUACGCGGACCGUGGCACGUGCGCUAAGUGCUACCUCUCGUGCCGCACAUGCAGUGGGCCGCGUCGCGAUCAGUGCGCGUCUUGCCCAAGCGGCUGGAGGCUGGCGGCGGGCGAGUGCCACCCAGAAUGUCCGCAAGGUUUCUACCAAACGGUUGACGGAUGCCGCCACUGCCACCACUACUGCCGCGAGUGUGACGGCUCCGGCCCGCUCAACUGCAAAUCCUGUCCCCCACACUUCAUGUUAGAUGGCGGGCUGUGUAUGGAAUGCCUCGGCUCGCAGUACUACGACGCGAGCAGUGGAACGUGUCACGCGUGCCACGAUACGUGUAGGACGUGUUCUGGACCCGGGCAGUUUAGUUGUACGGGGUGCUCAAGUCCGUUGAAGAUUGAUAGGCUAAACAAUCAAUGCGUGCGAUGUUGUACGGACCGCGGGGUCGGAACAAAUUUAACCGCAACCGAAGAAUGCUGUCAUUGCCAUCCCGAUACUGGGGACUGCAUAAACUCGUCCGCGGCGAGCAAGCGACGUAUCGCGCAGUGGGGCGCUUUGCAGAGUCCCCCGGAGACUCCGGUCAAGCCCAGCCUCAGUCCCGCUAUGUUGGUGGGGGUGGUGCUCAUAGCUGGUAUUGUGGUAGUUGGGUUGAUGGUGAUACAGCUGCGCUUCACAAAGCGGCAACGUCGCACGAGCACCCAAGGCGCUCUAUACUCGCCGCUCACGUGCAACGACGACGGUGACGUCACAGUGCUAGCGACCAAAACGGCCUGUCCCGUCACUGAGCUAGAGAGCGAACCGCUUCUCGAACAUUCCGCGUAGCGAGUGUGAUACUAGCUUUAUAUCGAUUAGGGAUGGGACGUGUCGAUAUCGAUGUUCAGUUGAGAGAUGUGUCGUUUGUUGUUAUAUCUAAAGGCCUAUUCAAACUAGAGCGGUAUAGCGUAGCUAUCGGUAUACGAGGGUACGCGAUUAGAGUCUCUAUAAUAUACUACGUAAGAGAUUUAACCGCGUACCCAUCGGGAUACCCAGCGGUAUCCGCUACCCACGGCGGUAGCGGAUACCGCUCUGGUUUGAAUAUGCCUUUAUAUAAUCGAGUUAGGGAUGGGGCGUGUCGAUAUCGAUGUUCAGUUAAAGAUGUAUCGUUUGACAUAUAAUUCGGUUUUUCGAUAGGUGGAUAAGUCAAAGGCCUAACACGCUAAUGAUAAAUUGUAAAGACCGAUUUUUUUAUCGUCAACUGGUUUGUGUUUAGAAUUUUAUGAAAUCAAUUUCGAAUGUUUAAAUGAAACCGUUCGUAAGGAAAGAAGUUUCAUUAUUAUUGAAAUGUGGCGUUAGUGCGAUAGAAAACACUCCUAUAGUAAUUACUGAAGCGAAAACUUAUCUAAGUACUGUAAUAAUUUGUAUAUCAAAUUAUGAGAAACUAUAUUUUUUACUAAACAGCGUACGAUAACACCAAUAAUACGGUUCCAAUUUCUAGGCUAUACAUAAAUUAUCUGUAUCUAUAGAUAGUUAUGAAAUUGAGUUAUCUAAUACGAAGGUGUAUAUAUGUAUAAGAGUCAGCCGAUAGCUAGUGUGACGUCACAACGUUAGAGCGGGAUAGAUAUAUGUAAUUAUAAUUAGGUGUAAAUUGUAAAUGAACAAAAUGUUCGUAAACUACGGCGCCCUCUGCCGUCUACAUGUGAUAUGAGCGCUUAGGACUUAAUACGUAUGGUAUUCAUUGCUGUUACCUUUUAAAAACAUAAUUAAAAAAAAUUAAAACGUUUUUUAAUGAGUCUUAAAAUUACACAAUCAACAACAAAAGGUUUCAAUUGAAGUUGUUUCACUUUUUUCUAAAUCGCAUUGUACGCCUCUUUUAUGUUAUCGAUAAACUUAAACAUCUAUUCUAGCUGUUUUACCACUUUCCCUCCAAAAGUAUGAAAUAAAAACGCAAUUCCCUUAAAAUCAUACUUUCAAAACAACU
Messenger RNA from Colias croceus (clouded yellow), 5324 nucleotides. Its product is annotated as furin-like protease 2. The transcript has 14 exons. Gene Ontology annotation, biological process: protein processing. Lineage: Eukaryota; Metazoa; Arthropoda; Insecta; Lepidoptera; Pieridae. The record is from RefSeq and is a predicted model, not a curated record. Gene Ontology annotation, molecular function: serine-type endopeptidase activity. The coding region runs from base 314 to 4189 and encodes 1291 amino acids. Gene Ontology annotation, cellular component: trans-Golgi network; Golgi membrane.